CUCUGGGAUCACGUGACAUUUAUUUACAUAACCUAAAAAUAUCCAAAAAGGAAAACGAGGAAAACUCCGAAAAAAACCUGUCUGGAAUUGUUAAUUAAAUAAUUGUCUCCUUUGUUCGGUAAUGUAAUUGUUAACAUGUCUGAGGGAUUUAUUCAUUCAGUUAAAGUACCGAGGUUGUAUAAAACUGUCGCGAAAGUUGUACAGAACGUGCAGGAAAACGGAGCGAGUCUCAAACAAUUGAUUUACGAACAAAAGCACACGAAUGUGCAGGGUGUCUAUGCAUUGGCGUUUAAUACCGUUCGUCAUGGCGAUCAAUUAAAUCAGCUAAUACGCAAAAGUCAAAUUCUCUUUAAGGAGCAACGUUUGGAUCCGUGGUUAACUCGUGUCUUGAUAACAGAAUUAAUAUGGGGCAAGCAGUGCUUAAAAUCAGAGUCCAAGCCAAUUCAAACAGUUCUCUCAUACGAGAAUUUAUUCCGAGAGGAAAUGAAAAAUAUCACAGAAGAUGUAGAUUUUUCCAAAAAAGUUACAAAACCACGAUACGUGAGAGUAAAUACACUAGCAAUGAGUGUGAACGAGGCAAUUGAAAAUUUUCAAGAGGAAGGUUGGAAUUUUCAGUCUGGAUUUGAGAAUUACUCCUCGUUUUUGAAAGCAAUUUCGAACCUGAAUGAGGAAACGUUUGUUCAAGAUUUUCACAUUCCAGAUUUACUCGUUUUUCCUCAUGGAACGGCAUUUUUUAAUCAUCCUGGAUAUAAAUCCGGUAGCAUUAUUUUACAAGACAAGGCGAGUUGCUUCCCCGCAUUUCUUUUAAAUCCACCGAUUGGAUCGUCGGUUUUGGAUAUGUGUUCAGCACCCGGAAUGAAAUCGACUCAUUUAGCAGCAAUUCUCCAAAACAGAGGAAAAAUUUUUUCCAUUGAAAUGGACGAGAGAAGAUUCAAGACACUUUGUGAUUUUAUCGAAUUGACAAAUUCCCGGUGUGUCGAAACUAUUAAUAAAGAUGCUUUAACCAUCGAUUCAACGCAAUGUCCGAAUAUCGAAUAUAUUCUAGUCGAUCCCAGUUGUUCUGGAUCAGGAAUGGUGGACAGAGAAAAAGUGAAUGGAAAAAUUGAAAAAUGUGCCCCGGGUCGAUUGAGAAGUCUUCAAUCAUUUCAAGUUCUUCUCUUAAGACACGCUCUCUUAAAUUUUCCCACAGCGAAGAGAGUUAUUUACAGCACGUGUUCAAUUCAACCGGAAGAAAACGAGCACGUGAUAGACGAAAUUCUUUCCGAUAUUGGCGAAGCCUACAAGCUCGUUCCACCCAAAGAAUUACUUUCUGAAAAUUGGAUAAAUUUUAGUUCUCUCGAUUAUAAAUGCCAGGACAAUUGUCUCUACGCAAGACCCGAAACUGAUUUCACCAAUGGAUUUUUCGUCGCAGUUUUCGAAAGGGAUUUUAACGUUCCCCUGCCCGAAUAUAAGCGAAGAUCAAAAGCCAAAAAGGAUCAAGAAAAUAAAAUUCAAAAUCAAGAAAAUAAAUUCAAUGACAAGCAAAAGGAAGAGUUGCCACGUGAAAGUGAAGACUAUCAGGAAAAUGAUGUCGAAAUGUCAGAGAAUAAACCGGAAAAUUCAGAAACUAAAGAAUGGGUAAUGACUGCUUCACAGAAAAAGCGAAUGAGACGAAGAAAAAAACAAAAUAAAUUAAAAUCGGCAAAUUCACAAGAAGAAAAUCUUCCUGGAAAUGAUUGUGAAUUAAUUCCGAAUUCGGAAAUAAAACCCAAUGACAUAGAAUCCAAGGACCAGUUGGUCGAUUUGGAGACAAACGACAAACCAACGGAGAGAAAGAAGAAAAAGAAAAACAAAACCAAUAAAGAAUCGUCGACAAAAAUCGAAAAUUUCCCUGAAGAACCAACUUCCACUGAAGAGUCAUCAAAAAACGAAAAAUCGACCAUUUCGACAGAAAUCGAGAAUUCUUCUCAAGAUCAAGAGGAAAAUUCCCAAUCGAAAAAGAAGAAAAAGAAAAGAAAAUUAGAAAAUCCCACGGAAGAAACAAUUUCGAAAGAAAAUUCUCUCUCGAAAGAGAAGUGCAACUCUUCUUCAGAGCGGGAGGAAAAUUCCUUACGGAAAAAAAAGAAAAAGAAGAGAAAAUUAGAAGAAAAUUCCACAGAAGAAAUAAUUUCGAAAGAAAAUUCUAAAUUUGAAAAACCAGACGAAAGUGAAGAAAAAUCUCCAACUAAGAAGAAGAAAAAAAGCAAACUACCUAAGGAACAUUCACCAGAUAACGAAGUCUUAUUACAAGGGGAAGUACCGGAAGAAAAGAAAAAGAAACAUAAAACUAACGAGGCCGUGGAUAUUCCAGUAAAUAACCAUGAAAAUGAAAAUCCAACAAAGAAGAAGAAGAAAAAAGAGAAAAAAUGAUACAAAGAAUUAGAAUUGAAAAAAUAAAUUCCACGAUUGAUAAAAAAAACUUUUUUUUCUUCUACUCCUUUUUUUUCUUCAUCUUCUCCUUAAUAGUUUCUAAAAUGUUCCUCCUUUUUUUUCUCUUUCGAAAGUCAUUGAUUUUGCAAUGUUUCACGCGUGCCUGAUGUUUCGUGGCUUUUACCAUGAGUGUAAUAAGUUUACGUUAUUUUUAACCGUAUAUUUGUGAUAAGAUCGCAAAAUAUGUUUAUCGCUAGUUUCGCGGAACCCCUUUUUGUUACCUGCUCACGUCAACUUUUGCUGCAGGUAUUAGUACAGCCAAGACGAUAAAAACCACACAAUAAGCUCGAAAUAUUUUAUUCAAAAUAGUUUUUCAUAAUACUCAACUUUAUUUGCAUAAUCGUAAAUGAGAAACAUUCUGACGGACGGAUAAAAAUAGAGGAUUUUGAAAAAAACGUUAUUAACAGUUCGUUU
Messenger RNA from Leptopilina heterotoma, 2862 nucleotides. It is a transcript of the gene Nsun5, whose product is annotated as 28S rRNA (cytosine-C(5))-methyltransferase. Bases 136 to 2388 code for a protein of 750 amino acids. Gene Ontology annotation, cellular component: nucleolus. The record is from RefSeq and is a predicted model, not a curated record. NCBI's taxonomy places the organism in Eukaryota, Metazoa, Arthropoda, Insecta, Hymenoptera, Figitidae. The transcript has 6 exons. Gene Ontology annotation, molecular function: methyltransferase activity. Gene Ontology annotation, biological process: rRNA base methylation.